Molecule: messenger RNA, 1708 nt
Organism: Aegilops tauschii subsp. strangulata
Lineage: Eukaryota; Viridiplantae; Streptophyta; Magnoliopsida; Poales; Poaceae
Source: RefSeq, a predicted model, not a curated record
ACCCAGCUGUUAACAGCGAGCAAUGGACCAUGCAACCGGUGCCAUGGGCAGCCUAAUCCUCAAGCUUGGCGAACUCCUCAAGGAGGAGUACAACCUGCAGAGAAGCGUCAAGGAAGGUGUCCAGUAUCUUGAGAGAGAGCUGAAGAGCAUGCAAGCUGCCCUCUGCAAGGUCGGGGAUGUGCCACGGGACCAGCUCGACGAGCAGGUCAAGCUCUGGGCCAACGAGGUCAGAGACCUUUCAUAUGGAAUGGAGGAUAUCAUCGACAAGUUCAUGGUACGUGUUGAGGGCCCUGAGCCUGAUGACAAACAACACAAGCUCAAACAGCUCAUGAAGAAGAUGGGCGAUUUGUUCACGAAGGGCAAGACACGCCAUUGUAUCGGAAAAGAGAUCAAACGCAUCAAAGCCGGCAUCCAGGAGGUGGCUGAUCAGCGUGAUAGAUACAGGGUCCACGAGAUCAAUGACGUGGUUGCUAAUCCAACUGGUGCAACCACGGUCGACCCUCGCCUGUUGGCUCUCUACAAGGAUAGGAAAGAGCUUGUUGGCAUUGAUGAUUCAUUGAGUGAGCUAACCAAGAUGCUGAGCAUCGAGGAUGGUGAUGUGUCCAAGCAACUCAAGAUACUCUCUGUUUUCGGAUUUGGAGGUCUUGGCAAGACAACUCUUGCCAAAGCAGUGUAUGAUAUGCUCAAAGCGCAGUUUGAUUGCAGCGCUUUUGUUCCAGUAGGACGGAACCCUAGCAUGAAGAAACUUUUCAAUGACAUUCUCUUUGGAAUUGACAAGCAAAAACAUCAGGAUUCUAUUUUAUCAUCGUGGGAUGAAAGGCAGCUGAUCGACGAACUCCAAGUAUUACUGGAGAACAAGAGGUAUGCACCCUAUUAUGUAAAGUAGUGAUUUAAGUGCUCUUAAAUUUCUUUACGGAGAGAGUAGUUUCAUAUAGUUUAAGUAGCAAUAAGAAAAUUUAUCGGAGUGAAUGGAAGGCAGCUGAUUGAUGAACUGAACUCCGAGAAAAAGAGGGAAAAAAUGGGAAAACAUAGUGUCAUAUACGUCAAGUAGUAAAUGGGAUAAAAAAACUGCGAAACUUUAGCGGGUCGAAUGAAAGGCAGCUGAUCGAUGACACCUAUUAUGUCAUAUAGGUAGUAAGUGGGAAAAUAGCGUCAAGCCCUAGAAAAACUGAGUUAGGGAUGAGUGGAAAAUUCUAUUUGAGAUAUUUUACAUGGCGGGUUUGCAUGGCCUAUGGUCGUUCUUGUAUAUUUUACAAAAGACUGUAUUUUUUGUCGGGAAUAAUGCAUAAUAUUAAGUUUUCCUACCUUCUUUAGGUUGGGACUUACCUUUGAACGUUCGUCCACGUUCAUAUAUUAUAGAACUUCCUCUUAGUAGAUGCCAAUUCCAAAAAAAAAACUAAUUAAUUAAAGUAUAUAGACGUGGAAAUUUUGUCAAUAAAAAAUAUAGUUAUGAACGAUGAAAUGGAAUCAAACUCUACUGGUGGUGUGGCUCUCUCCUGUGCAGUGGUGGAGCGUGAAGCAAAUUUUAGGAGGGGCGAGAUGAGUGUAUGACAUAGAGAAAGAUAUGGUAGUCAGAGACGCCGGAGAAUUAGCAUAGCGAUUAAUAGAAAUACAAGCCUAUUUGGCAAAAAAAAAAUCUAGGAAGGGGCUGCCAGGGCCCGGAUUAGGGCAUGUACAAUGGUUGAUAAGAUAGUCUUAUCUUAAGUCU